Messenger RNA from Diaporthe citri, 498 nucleotides. RefSeq lists its product as uncharacterized. Lineage: Eukaryota; Fungi; Ascomycota; Sordariomycetes; Diaporthales; Diaporthaceae. Bases 1 to 498 code for a protein of 165 amino acids. The transcript has 2 exons. The record is from RefSeq and is a predicted model, not a curated record.
AUGGCUGCUCCCCGCAAGUCUGAGGAUGUUGACAAGGCAGGCAACACCAAGGCUGCCAAAGCCGGUACUCCUUUCCCCAAAAUGGCUGGCACCACAAAGACGGUGGCCUCGUGUAUGGAGUUUGCGAGGGACAUCCGUACCGCCGAUGGCCUGCUCACGUUCCGGCCGGCUUUUAGUCACGUCAACUUCAGUAUCUCGCCCGGUGGGCGCCUCCACCCCCUCAUGUCUUUCCCUUCGGCGAACGAGUUCAAGAAAAAGACCAAUGCGGCUCUUGUUCGACGGGAUGAUGAUGACGAUGAUGAUGAUGAGGCUGACGGGGGAAAGGAGGAUGAGACUGUCAUCAGGCCUUCGGCAGCAGCUGGCAACAAGAAAACGGCCACGGCGCCAACAAAGAGACAUCGACAGGAUAUCAACAACGAGAAUGACGGAGAUUGCGGCGAUGUCGCCAGGCAUCUGGCCAAGAAACCCUGUGGGAACAUAGGAAGACCCAGCUCUUAA